AUGCCACAAACCAUAAGGUCUAUACUCGGCAAGUCAGGUCGAAUUACCAAACCUCUAAAGACAUCACCGCCCUCUCGUAAACGUUCUGACACAACCCCGCGAAGACCGACCCUCAAGUCCAAGCAUCAAGACGAAGAUCUAUUCCAUGAUAAACUCGACGACAUAGGCCUGACAAAGGUUUUGGAGGAAGAACUUACAUUACGAGAUGUCGUCCAAGCGAUGCGAUACAUCCGUGCUCGGAUGUACAGUCCCGUGCCUCAAACAGGUUUCAGCUCAACACGAACUACUGAGAUUCUUAACUACCGCGCGACCACGGCACCUCUCGUUACUGUAGGCCAUCUCAAUGCUAUUCUUAGUUCACCAGGAAAAGUUGAACGGGAACUUGCAGAAUUGGCGACAAAUGGCAUAGUGCGGAGAGUGAGAGUUGAGAGACGUGGUGGAGGAGGUGAAGCCUUGAUAGAGAUGACGGACUACAAUGAGAUGCUAGACAAAGCAUCACUACAUGAGGAGACGAGGAAAUCAUUCAGGGCAUUUCUGAAAGAGAACCCAACUACGCAGAUAUUAUAUAAGGGUGCACUGGAAAACACACAGGCCGACGAACUUGUUCGUGCAGGCUUUCUUACAAGCUCAACACCUUCAACACCAGAAAGUACUCUCGAUAUUCGGCCAGAAAACCGAACGACGCUGACAUCGAUUCACCAUGUCUCACGCUUUGCAUCAGGCACAGCCUCUGCCGUGGGCGGCCAUAAUGCCAUUCAUCUUGCUGGCGGCGGUGGAGGCGCCCCAACACUUACACGCUCAUCCUCAACACCAUCUGGCCUCCGAAUAUCAGUCCCAGGUCAUGGCCGACAUUUGAAGCUGGCGACCGCUACCGUGGACUGGGUGCGAGACUCCCUACGGCGAACGCGUUGGGGGGAAGGGCCAGAGAGCUGGUUAAAGGAGCGCUUCGAAGGUGGUGGACUCUAUGGACCGCGGUGGAAGGAGUUCUGGGGAGUUGAAUGGUCCUGGGCCUUAGGAGAAGCCGUAGGGCUAGGCGUUGUGGAAGUCUUUGAGACGGGAAGCGUAGGAAGAGGAGUGAGAGCAUUGGGAGGUUGA
Fusarium odoratissimum NRRL 54006 is the source of this 1095-nucleotide messenger RNA. RefSeq lists its product as uncharacterized. Gene Ontology annotation, molecular function: protein serine/threonine kinase activity. NCBI's taxonomy places the organism in Eukaryota, Fungi, Ascomycota, Sordariomycetes, Hypocreales, Nectriaceae. The transcript has a single exon. The record is from RefSeq and is a predicted model, not a curated record. Gene Ontology annotation, biological process: positive regulation of Ras protein signal transduction; protein phosphorylation. The coding region runs from base 1 to 1095 and encodes 364 amino acids.